Messenger RNA from Ascoidea rubescens DSM 1968, 2580 nucleotides. It is a transcript of the gene SAF1, whose product is annotated as SCF ubiquitin ligase complex subunit SAF1. NCBI's taxonomy places the organism in Eukaryota, Fungi, Ascomycota, Saccharomycetes, Ascoideales, Ascoideaceae. Gene Ontology annotation, cellular component: cytoplasm. The coding region runs from base 223 to 2211 and encodes 662 amino acids. Gene Ontology annotation, molecular function: guanyl-nucleotide exchange factor activity. The transcript has a single exon. The record is from RefSeq and is a predicted model, not a curated record.
UGCACCUUCUCUUGAACAGCUCUUGUUUCCAGUGUAGAGGCCCAGUAGUAUCAGCAGCUUCUUGAAGGAUAAGCUCAUCAACAUGCUCUCAGCUCCAGACUUGAUGGAUCACACAUUGCUUCUCGGGGUCGAGCAACUGAAGGCAUGUUGAGAUAAGCUAUAAGAGCUAUAAGAACAACUCAGUUCUGCUCUCAUCUUGCUGCCCCUUCUGUUCAAACCACAAUGGGCCUUAGUAUCUUCGACCUAGGAGAAGACAUCUUUGUCAACCACAUCUUGCCCAAGCUAGAGAGGGAGGAUGUGAAUCGUCUUUUGCUGUUGAACCACCCACACCUCAAUGCCCUUCUUUCCUCCAACCUAGCCUCCAAGUAUCUCUACUUGAUCAGCUUCAACGACAAACCAAUCGAAAGAACCCACACCAACUGGAUCAAUCUAUACAAGGCCAGAGAACAGGCCAAGUUCUACGACUGGGGAUCCAACAAUGGUUUGCGUUUGGGCUACUCCAUCUCCAGUGCUCCAGAGGCUAAUACCCACAGACGAUUCUUCAAGAAAGAGGUCGUCAAACCAACAUAUCUAAGAUGCUUCCACAAAUCGCCAAUAAGACAAAUCUCCUCCAAUGGCUUCAGCUUCCAGAUUCUACUUGCAAAUGGUGAUUUGUAUGUUACUGGUUCCAGCUGGAACAACCACUCUUCCUCGCCUCCUGGCCCCAGAGACUCAGAGGACCACUUCCCUUCAAACAUCAUCAACAGAAACCUCCAUAUCAAAUUCAAUUCCUUUGUGAAUCGAAGAAGCUUCAGUGAUUUCCCCAGAGUCAUACCAGUGCCUGGUGUUUUUGGAUUAGGAGGCUUUCGAAGACCAAACAUACGAUUUGAUCAUCAGCUAGGUGCUGCUCAACCCUCUGAUGCUCCUCACUUUCCUACUCUAGAGCACGAAAUAGUGACAAAAAAAGAACUAGAAAACCUUGAAGACGACGAGAUCUUUGUUGUCAGCGAUGACGAAGAUAACUCGACUGUAGAACCAAGAUUUAUCAAUAAAAUGAAAAUCCCUAGAAACAGAUUAAACAGUCAUAUCAAAUUCGUUCAAGUCAGUGGUGGUCAUUUCCAUUUUAUUGCUUUAGAUAACGAGAAUAAUAUUUGGUCCUGGGAUAUAGACAAUAUAGACAAUCAACACAUUGGUAUUAAACUAAAUUUCAUUGAUGAAAAUGGUGUCAAUAUUUUAGAUAAUAAUAAUCCAGACACUAAAAAAAAUUAUAUCAAAUCAAUCAAAGCUGGCUGGAAUUUAAGUGCCUGUUAUAUCGCAAACAUUGGAUUAGCCAUCUGGAAUAAAAGAGAAGGUUUGAAAACUGAUAAAUGGGACAUCAAUACAAGUGUCAAAACAAACUUCAUGAUUAUUCCAAACACUCUUAAUAUCAUUGACUACGCAUUUGGUGAAGGCUUCUUAAUCUAUAUCAACUCCAAGGGCAAACUAUACAGAUUGAAUUUAGAAUGGCCAUCAGAUGGCGAAUUUAUCAAUGAAAAUGUUGCCUAUGAACUAACUCCAUUCAACGAUAUAAUAAAAUCAAAAAAAUCAAAAUAUGUUAGAGUAUUUGGCAAUUUUCUAAGAUUUGGUGCAAUCACUGAUUCCGAUAAUGUCUAUCUUAGUGAUAAAUUGAGAAUGAGCUUAGAUUCUUUGAUGGAUUAUAACAGUAAAAGUUCGUACAAUGAAUUUAGAUUUUACUAUGAUGACUAUGAUGACUAUGACAGUGAUGAUGAUGAUGAUGAUAAAAAUAAUGAAAAUGAUGAAGACAAGAGCUUUAAAAACUCAAGCAAUUCGUUAAUUAGGAAAUUUGUUGAUAUCAUACCUGAACUUCAAAAAAAGGGCUGCCACUCAAUUGCAUCUGGUGAUCAUCAUAACUUAGCAUUGUUCGAUAAUGGUGAUCUAGUCAGUUGGGGAAAAGAGCUUGAAAGCUGUGGUUGUUUAGGGUUGGGAUCACAUCUUGAAAUCAAGAAAAAAGCUGAGGAUAUAAUCAGAGCAAAGAAUAAAAAUAAAAUAGCUACUGCACCCGAUCAAACACAAAUAAAAGAUUCUGAGUUGAAUAGAUAUUUUGAGCUUGAAACUAGAUCAAUAGUGGUGAAGAGACCCAUGAAAAUUGACUUAGAAGAAGGCUAUAGGGUAUUGGCCAUUACAUCGUCUGGAUGGCACUCUGGUGCUCUCAUUGCUAAAAUUGGUAGCUAGUGAAGUGAGUGACAUAACACUGUUUACAAUUUAUAAAUUAUUAUUUCCAUCCAUUAACAAAAUAUUGUGGUGAUACAAUCUCUUUACAAACACAAUAAUAACAAUUAUAUAAGUAUAUUCAUUGAAUCAAAUUAUUCCAACUCAAAUAAAAUUCUGACCGCUUUCUUUCUUUGCCUAGAUAAUGAAUCAGUUAACAUAUCGCUAUCUAUUUUAAAUAAUAUCAGCUCAAAUACUUCAACCACUUCUUGACAGCUGUUUCUGAUUCUGAUGGCAUUACCGUUGAAACAGUCAUUAAUUAUAUAAUCUAAAUACAAUCUCAAAAACGAAAUUAAAUAAACAAACGUAUUCGAUCUAAUACCAGGAACAAUC